Messenger RNA from Dicrocoelium dendriticum, 2674 nucleotides. The record is from the annotation of a GenBank genome assembly. NCBI's taxonomy places the organism in Eukaryota, Metazoa, Platyhelminthes, Trematoda, Plagiorchiida, Dicrocoeliidae.
CUUUCAUGCUGGCUUGACAACGAAAGCUCCCACAUAUAAAUAGAACAUAAUUGAAAAAUUUGGGUUCACAUGCGGAUAUGACUAGCACAUGGACACUGUCAGUUACUCGUAUCUUCGCUCACCGCAUCAAUUUGUGUGCAAUUGUCGCUUUCUUGUGUCGAAUUCAAUGUGUUGAUUGCGCCGUAACAUGUCGUACAGUCCUCGUCACGUGACACAGUAUUCACCGACAUGGUACACCACUGAUGAGUUGGUCCAACUCAUUCGUUUUCCGCUGAGCAGUAUCCCUUUGCAUACAGGAAGACACAGGUUGCCAACUUAUCGCCAAGAUGGUUCCCUGGAUAACUUCUCGUGCAACAGUAACUACCAACCCGAAGCCUUUAUCCGUGGCCGUACAUUGAUACCCCGUCGAAUGUCACCAGACGGACAGGCGUCCAGAUACCCACCACAAUCUAUGCAUACUUCCUUCAGUCCGGGUGGGGUGGCAUUGUGGCCGAGCACGCUAAUGCAGACAGUUGACAGCCAUCCAUAUUCCCAUCAUACUAUGCGGCAAUCAGGCUUGCUUGUCAAUUCCACAGGAUUCAACACCGAUGGCAGCUGUCAUGAGGUCAUGCCGUCGUACGACGCUUUAAACCCAUCUUACUCCUCUUGCGAGCAGCAUUUACCAAACUCAGAAGCUCAUACUUUCGGUCGCAUUCUUUCCCAGACUCCAAUUAAACAACCAUCCGCGUUGUUAAAUCCACAAAAACGUCUGGACAGCAUUUCACCAAAUGAUUCAUCAUCAUCGUUACUGGAUAUCCCAACCCAGCGGCCUCCAAACACAGUUCGAAGCACGGCCACCCCGUCGGCGUUGGUGCGUACUAUACUUCGUGUGCACGGUAAUGGCAAGCUAGCCUCCCUAUGGCCGACGUCAAACCACUUACGUUCAUCAGAAUCUCCACCUCCUGCUGUUCCUGCUAGAAGGUAUCCCCAUGGGCCUAGGCGAUCCACACAGAGUGUGUGUUCUCGGAUUCUACGAUCGCCAGCGUGCCUGCAGCCAGGCAUGGCGUCUACUGCGGAGCAGUAUUUUGCGAAUGAACAGAAGAAGUUUAAAUUGGAAGGCCAUCUAGAUUGUUCAUGCAACUAUGUCCGUGCCGAUCCAGGGAUAUGGCCCGCUAAUGUCUGGUAUCAGCAAAAUUUCCAUACAGUCGACCGAUGCACUUGUCCUCACGAGGAAGUUCAUCGAUUUUUUGACAAUGCGGCUUCAACUUGGAGACUGGCAGAUACGAUAGCUAUGUUGCCUAUUAAAGAAACGGAUAUAUUGGAUGACUUAGUUGACAGCACAAGCGAAGAAGAUGAAAGUCUUGAGAUGGCCUUGCUGAAGGACAAGGUGUUGGAAGUUUACGGUACGACAGAUAUUCAGUCGAAAGAAGAGAUGUCGAAGAGCGGGAUGGUGCCCCAGGUAAAUCAUCUCUCCUCCGAUGAACCUAAUACUGUUUUCCGCAAAGAACUCUGGCGAGAUCAGCAAAAGUGUAAAUCUAUUGAUAAAACUGCAACCUCCAACAAAACCGGACCCAACUCGACGCAACCCCACCUUUCAAACGAGGAUGACGAUCUCAUCCCCCUUGGUCAGUUGCUUUCCAGUAGCGAGAUGCUGCAACAAAGUGCCUUAGGUACAGUCGCGGCUCCGAAGGAUCAGUGUGUGGAGGGACAAAUUACUCUCACUCCUGUGUCUACAAAUAAAAACGCCAUCGACCGCCAGGUUACAAUUUCUUCCUCAGACACGCCACUUAGCACGAAAGAUUACCUCUCAGAGGUUGAUGCAGUAACAUCGGAAUCCGCCUUCCAAAUCGGGAACAAAAAAGACGAUUUAUCCGAUACAGUAGAAGAUACUUGGAUGUUAUCUGCGAACAAAUACUGCGAUUUGGCAGAACAAUCUGGACAGAUUGCCAAGUCAAAACCGCUUCCGGACCGUUCCGGUGCUGAUUCCGAGUCGGACCAGAAUGAUGACCGUUUUAUGCCAACAAAACCGGACGUUUUGGAGAAUGGUCCCAUUUCCACUCAUUCUGAGAAAACGUCUGUUCCCGUGACCAUACAGGAGGGCCAAAGGGAUAUUCAAAACCCUACCGGAAACAGUUUGAUCAGGUUGCCUUUAUAUGAACUCCCCCAGCAAAGGCAGUCUGAAUCUCCCUUAAGCCACACUAGGGAGAUAGAAACAGAAAAUACUAGGGAGGUGGAAUCUGAUUUGGAUUUAAAUGAAUGGCUCGCCACAUCUAAUGAUUCAAGCAUCAGUGAAGCCGUUCAAAGCUACCAAGGUACAGAGAAAGGAAUGUCGGAUGUGGAAGAGGGACCGCAAUCAGCGAACACAAGUAAAUACGGAGACGAUAUCGGUUCAUACAUCGACAGGCAAAACGCAGCUGUUGAGAUCGCCAAGGUAGAGGAUCAAGUGAAAAACGCAUUUCCCCCGAGUCUGAGCGACACGACUACGAAGAAAACAAAAUCCGUUCGAGAUCAGUUUACUUCUCGUCAACGGGCACUAAAGCGAUGGGCUUUGCUCAGCGCUCAUGUUAGUGACAUGGCCAAUCGACGGAGAAAAGACAAGGAAACCGCGGAAGCUUUAGGGUUCUAUACUUCAAUUGAAAGCGCACCAGAAAAGCACUUAUGGGAGAAAAGAGGUAUCUCCAUGGUCAGCGAUCUG